Mercurialis annua (annual mercury) is the source of this 1242-nucleotide messenger RNA. RefSeq names its product protein TIC 20-IV, chloroplastic. The transcript has 3 exons. Bases 67 to 1011 code for a protein of 314 amino acids. NCBI's taxonomy places the organism in Eukaryota, Viridiplantae, Streptophyta, Magnoliopsida, Malpighiales, Euphorbiaceae. The record is from RefSeq and is a predicted model, not a curated record.
CAUAGACACAGCUGAUCUUUUCUUGCAUGCAAAGCAAAGCAGAGAAAAAGAGCCACUAACACGAGAAUGCCCGCCGUCGCAGCUAGGGCUGUUGUCGCCACCACCGUCCCUAAUCACGCCGCUCGCCAUGCUCUCCGAAAAGAUUCCCUUCUCGCUCCCGCCGCUGUUCUCGCCGUUGCAGCUUACCGGUAUAAGGACGUCAUCGCUGAUAGGUGUGUUAAAAGCUUAGCACCUAAGCCCUCAUCAAGCAACAAUUCAGUUGUCGUAUGUGAAUCUAACUUACCUUCCUUCCCUCGAUUAUCGUUGAGCAGGAGUUCGCAUGGAUCUCUUAAGCCUGUUCGUGUCAGUUGCUCUAAAGAAAAGAAGUUCUCACAUCUUUCUACUGCAUCAAUCUCACUUUUUGGAGAUGAGAAUGAUCUGUUGCACGGAGUCCCGAGGCUGCCUACUCGGAGAAGAUCCCCAGAGCUGUCUAGAGCAUACAAGAGCGAUUUUUUCAGGUUGCCCUUGCCAGUAAUAGCUGAGAAGCCAGAAUGGUGGUGGAGAACAUUGGCAUCUCUCCCCUAUUUGUUUGCGCUUUACAUGUCAGAUACUGGAAAUUUUAUCCAACCCUUCCUAGAGCAUUACGACUACUUUGGUUUGGUUUAUUUCGUACCUGGAGCUGUCUCAAGACUGCCAACCUACUUUCCGAUGUUUUAUUACACCAUUGCGUUAUUCCUAAUCGUGAAAAACAAUAAGGUUCCCCACUUCUUUAGGUUCCAUCUGAUGAUGGGAAUGUUGUUGGAAACAGCAUUGCAGGUGGUCUGGUAUACAAGUAACUUCUUUCCUAUCAUUCACUUUAAUGGUACAUUGGGGAUGUAUUACUGGGCAGGUGUCGGAUUUGCAUACAUGUUGAUGUUGUUGCAGUGUGUACGGUGUGCUCUUGCUGGCGCAUAUGCACAGAUCCCGUUUAUCAGCGAUGCUGCUUUAGUUCAUACCCUGUUUAAUAUCGGAGGUUUCCAACGGCCUUUCUAGUUAUAUCCUGUGGGUUUGAGUUUCUUAAAAUUGUUUGGAGACACUGAGAUGCACCAGAGUUGACAUCUUGAGAAAGCUUGACGAGGGGAAUGCAGGAAGGAGAAGAUUCAGUGUAGAAUGUUACCGACGAGCUUUAAUGUCUUUAGUUUAUAUAUAUUCAGAUAGAAUUUACAAUUACCUUUGGUUUAUUGUAAUGCUGUUUAACAAUUAGUUUACUAUAUUCUUGCUAAA